AUGAGUGUUGCUGAUGACCAGAAUGGUAACUUACGGAACUCUUUUAAUCGUUGGAAUGAAGCAAGGAGUCAGAACCAAUCAAGAGGUUUAGGUCAAAGUGCUAAAGAACUGUUCUCAGGAUGGGCAGACUCCAUUAAUGAAAGAACCCAGGGAAUAUAUCAGAGGCUGCCUUUAACUCAACAGGAUUUGGUUCAAACCCAGGAGCCUGAGUGGUUUUCUCUCACCCGUAUGGAGCGGCUGGCGCUUUUCGGGUGCUUUAUAUUGGGGUCAAUUGGGUGUUUUGCGAUAUGCUUUAUGCUAUUCCCGGUACUGGCAUUGAAGCCACGGAAGUUUGGUAUGCUUUGGUCUAUGGGAUCUAUGUUGUUUAUUCUUGCAUUUGGGGUGCUUCAAGGGCCUGUGGCGUACAUGAAGCACCUGACUUCGAAGGAUCGGCUUCCGUUUACGUUGUUUUUCUUUUUAACCUGUUUCCUGACGAUCUACUUUGCAGCAUUUACUAGGAGUACUUUGUUGACGAUUCCGUGUGCGUUGCUAGAACUUGUUGCUGUUGUUUAUUACGCGAUUAGUUAUUUCCCGUUUGGUGGCCAGGGACUAAGAAUGAUGAGCACAUUUGGGCUGAGCAGCGCACGUGGCGCGCUUAGGAUAUAA
Messenger RNA from Eremothecium sinecaudum, 645 nucleotides. It is a transcript of the gene SFT2, whose product is annotated as Sft2p. The record is from RefSeq and is a predicted model, not a curated record. Gene Ontology annotation, biological process: vesicle-mediated transport. Gene Ontology annotation, cellular component: membrane. NCBI's taxonomy places the organism in Eukaryota, Fungi, Ascomycota, Saccharomycetes, Saccharomycetales, Saccharomycetaceae. The transcript has a single exon. The coding region runs from base 1 to 645 and encodes 214 amino acids.